AUGUGGUGGGUGCCCAGUGCCCAAAGGGGUCGAUGUGAGUGUAGGACGGCGGAGUGCAUAAGCCCGGCGGCUGGGGAACUUCCACUUCCAGGUGUUGCAACAGGCGCGCCAAAGGCGGGCAAACGGUUUUUGCAAGGACUCCUCUUGGUUCUGAGCACUUUCGUCAACCUCAGACAUUUUGGGAUGUGUUUGGGGGUCAUUUUCAUUGAUGCGAUGCAAGUGCUUGCUGUUUUGCGCAUCCUGCCGGAACUUCCGACCCGGACGAGGCAUCCAGCCCACUCGCAGCUGAGUGAGGGGGAUGAAGGGAGCAACUCGCCAGGAGUGAGCGAGGAGCCGGUGAACGUGGCGUUGAAGCAUUCGUGGCACGAACAGCUUUAG
Molecule: messenger RNA, 378 nt
Organism: Durusdinium trenchii
Lineage: Eukaryota; Dinophyceae; Suessiales; Symbiodiniaceae
Source: the annotation of a GenBank genome assembly